GCUGAUUGAUUCUCCAAGCUGUCGCUAUCGCGUUGUGGAAAAAGUGCCGAACAUCCAGCGUUCUCUUAUCAUGGAUAGCAUUGAAAAUGUCGAAUUCAAGACGAUCGAUGGCCUCACGCUGCGCGGACACGUUUAUCAUUCUGAGGGCUGCGGACUGGGUGUAGUUAUGUGUCCUGGGAUUCAAGAUUCCUCUGAUGCAAUCACGUAUAUAAGUAAGCUUCCAAAUGUGAAUGCCAACCAGAUAGGUCUCCGGGGGAUAUCGCCUGCGGGAAGUGUAGCGCUACGUACCGCGCGUUUCGACAAACACGCAAAACGGGCGAUCACAGCAUGCCCGGUAGCAGAAUAUUAUUACGACAAGAAGAUCAUGGAAAAAGCUCUACAAAAGUGCAUCCAAGACCGCGUUUCGCAAAUGAUGGGAAAUCCGCCACUUUACGUCCCUAUGCUGACAGCUUCCGGCACUAAUCCGGCGGGUUUGGACGUUGGCUACGAGCGAGAAUACGCAGCAGAAAUGAUGAGGAGGGGUAUCCAAGUCGCACCCAGCCACAAAAACCAAACUACUAUUCAGUCUUAUCAUAAACUUGACCCAUGGCCAAUGUGGAAGCAUCUCGGCUCCACGCCGGUACAAAUACGCCACAUUGAGUCCUUAGCCGGACCCAAAAAAUUGCAUGUUCAGAAAGGAAGCGGGCACAUGGACAUAUUUGAGGGAGCGCAUGCCGAUGAGGUCUUCAGGCUCUCCCUCAAUUUUUUAUGCAAUGUCAACGUUGGGACGACCAUCAACGAUACCGACUACGACGGAAAUAGUACAUUUGAGGUCUCAUAG
Messenger RNA from Lindgomyces ingoldianus, 820 nucleotides. RefSeq lists its product as uncharacterized. The coding region runs from base 71 to 820 and encodes 249 amino acids. The transcript has 3 exons. NCBI's taxonomy places the organism in Eukaryota, Fungi, Ascomycota, Dothideomycetes, Pleosporales, Lindgomycetaceae. The record is from RefSeq and is a predicted model, not a curated record.